This is a messenger RNA of Trichechus manatus latirostris (Florida manatee), 1510 nucleotides long. It is a transcript of the gene DMRT2, whose product is annotated as doublesex and mab-3 related transcription factor 2. The record is from RefSeq and is a predicted model, not a curated record. Gene Ontology annotation, biological process: sex differentiation; regulation of transcription by RNA polymerase II. Gene Ontology annotation, cellular component: nucleus. The transcript has 4 exons. Gene Ontology annotation, molecular function: RNA polymerase II cis-regulatory region sequence-specific DNA binding; DNA-binding transcription factor activity, RNA polymerase II-specific. Bases 1 to 1419 code for a protein of 472 amino acids. Lineage: Eukaryota; Metazoa; Chordata; Mammalia; Sirenia; Trichechidae.
AUGGCUGAGGGGCAGGCGGGACCAGGGCCUGGAGACUGGGAGAUCGACGUGGAGAGCCUGGAACUGGAGGAGGACGGCGGUGGAGCGCCGCCGCCGGCCGCUGGGGACAGCACGCCCAAGUGCGCGCGCUGCCGCAACCACGGCGUCGUGUCCUGCCUCAAGGGCCACAAACGCUUCUGCCGCUGGCGUGACUGCCAGUGCCCCAACUGCCUGCUGGUGGUGGAGCGGCAGCGCGUCAUGGCCGCCCAGGUGGCGCUCCGGAGGCAGCAGGCCACCGAGGACAAGAAGGGACUUUCCGGGAAACAGAAUAAUUUCGAACGCAAAGCCGUGUACCAGAGGCAAGUCAGGGCGCCCAGCUUGCUGGCCAAAAGCAUUCUAGAAGGGUACCGCCCCCUUCCCUCGGAGACUUACCUAGGUGGGCCCUCACCGCUGCCUCCCCCAGUAAGUGACAGGAUGAGGAAAAGACGGGCCUUUGCUGAUAAAGAGCUGGAGAACAUUAUGCUGGAGAGAGAAUACAAAGAGAGGGAGAUGCUGGAAGCUUCCCAAGCUGCUGCCUUGUUCCUGCCCAACCGCUUGGUGCAUGGACCUGAAUGCAACUCCUACAAAAGCACCUACAGCCCCACCCCUGUGGACCCUCCGAGCAAGGACUUCUGCAGCUUCUUGCCCACCUGCCUUGAUCUAACCAUGCAGUAUUCCGGGUCUGGGAACAUGGAACUCAUUUCUUCCAACGUCAGCGUGGCUGCGACUUACAGACAAUACCCCGUGUCCUCCAGAUUUUUAGUUUGGCCCAAAUGUGGCCCCAUUAACGACAGUCUCCUCUACCAGCAGUGCUUGCUCAAUGCCACCACCUCAGUGCAAGCCCUGAGACCCGGGGUGGGCUGGGACUCCAAGGGAACACGCCUCCCGGAAGCACUCAGCGCAGAACAUGACGGGAUGCCCACCAAAAUGGAAGGCUGUUUGGUGCUGCCCCCCAUGCCCGAGGUCCAGGGCCACCAGGCAGUGCCCGAGAGAUCUGCGUUCUCCUCACCCCGACGGAAUUUCUCUCCCAGGGUUGACCCGGACUCCCUGGCAGCUCCGGGGCACAUCUUAACCAAGAUCAACAAAGAAAGCAACAGCCAUCCUCUGCCACUUAAACAUAAUCCUUUCCACUCAUUGUUCCAGCAGACGCUUAAUGACAAAUCAGGGCCUGAGCUGAAAACACCAUUUGUCAAGGAGGCCUCGGAAGGGGCCCCUAAGAAACACCGCGAGUGUGCCGUCAACGAGAACCAGAAGUACACGUUUACAAUAGAUAGAUGUGCAAAAGACCUUUUUGUAGCCAAGCAAGUUGGAACAAAACUCUCGGUGAAUGAACCCCUGUCGUUUUCCGUCGAGUCUAUUCUUAAGAGGCCUUCGUCUGCCAUCACCCAUGUCUCCCAGUGAAAGGCCGUGCGAACGCAAAGCUGGGUUUUCUGCCAUCUCCUGGGGUUCUUGCCAUUCACUCAUUUAAAAAAACAAAAAUGCCAAGAUGUUU